Messenger RNA from Sorex araneus (European shrew), 1966 nucleotides. RefSeq names its product cytochrome c oxidase assembly factor 7. The record is from RefSeq and is a predicted model, not a curated record. Gene Ontology annotation, molecular function: protein binding. The transcript has 3 exons. Gene Ontology annotation, cellular component: mitochondrial intermembrane space. The coding region runs from base 52 to 747 and encodes 231 amino acids. NCBI's taxonomy places the organism in Eukaryota, Metazoa, Chordata, Mammalia, Eulipotyphla, Soricidae.
GGGCCUCCGGAACAGCGCGGCAGGGUCACCUCAGCUUGGCCAGCAGGGGUCAUGGCGGGCUUGGUGGACUUUCAGGAUGAGGAGCAAGUGAAGUCCUUUUUGGAGAACAUGGAGGUGGAGUGCAACUACCAGUGCUACCGCGAGAACGACCCAGACGGUUGCUACCGAUUGGUGGACUACCUGGAAGGAAUCCAGAAGAACUUCGAGGAGGCUGCCAAGGUGCUGAAGUUCAACUGUGAAAAGAACAAGCACAGCGACAGCUGCUACAAGUUGGGGGGCUAUUAUGUCACUGGAAAAGGGGGUCUGCCCCAGGACCUGAAAGCUGCGUCCAGUUGCUUUCUGAUGUCCUGUGAGAAUCCCGGUAAGAAGUCUGUGGAGUCAUGUCACAACGUGGGUCUCCUGGCGCAUGAUGGACAGGUCAAUGAAGGCGGCCAGCCCGAUCUGAGGAAGGCCAGGGACUACUACACCAGGGCCUGUGACGGCAACUAUGCCUCCAGCUGCUUCAACCUCAGCACCAUGUUCCUGCAGGGUUCCCCUGACAUUCCCAAAGACAUGGGCCGGGCAUGUCAGUACUCUGUGAAAGCCUGUGACCUGGGCCAUAUUUGGGCCUGUGCCAAUGCCAGCCGCAUGUUCCGGCUCGGGGAUGGUGUCCAGAAGGACGAAGCCAAGGCUGAGGAGCUGAAAAAUCGGGCCCAGCAGCUGCACAAAGAACAGCAGAAAAGUGUCUCGCCCAUCAAGUUUGGGUAGCGUGCUCUCCCGCCUGUCCCCCAGCCCCCAGCUCCUGACCUUGAGGUUAAUGUGCCGCUGGAGCAGGAGGAAUUGGGACUUGAGUAGCUCAGGUGACAUAGACGCAUUGUCCCAGAGGGACGGCUGCAACUCCUGGGAUGUAGGCUGAAAUAUUUAUGUCCGUCGGUACUUUUGUGUUCUGUGAAGACACCCAUGUUUAGUGGGUCGUAGUUUUUAAACUCUUGACAGUUCUGAGCAGAACAACAAGCUAAAGAGCCAUAGAGAGUGUGGGUCAGCAGGGGGACAACGAGCAGGAGCCAGGAGAGUGAACAGCUCUAAGGACCUCACAGCCACCACCACCACCACCAUCAUCGUCGUGCUUAGGAGGGCUUGAAAGUCAGAGUAUCUUGACUUACAUAAUAGAGGAUUUAAGUUGCUAAGAACAGUUAACUAGUCACGACUGCCACCCUCUGACUUAUAUAAUCCUUGGUGUGGGCUUUCUCUGUGCCUUUGGAGUCAGCUGUUCUAGUACAGUCAUAGAGCCCUUCAGGAAGACCAUCAGACGUAAAAUUAAAGGUCCCUGACCUCCAGGGCUGCUCAAGAAGAUGCAGCAUAAGCCUUGGGAGUGGAAACAUCCAGUUAAAAAAUAAGCAUCCACCGGCCACUCCCCUGGCUCUACAAGCAAGGGCUCUAUGACACGUCUUUGCCUCUCAGAACUGGACCUUUUUACCUGCCCUGCAAAUAAACUAUUUUGAUUGAUUAAUAAUCUGUGUCGCUGGUAUUCUCUCCAGAUUCUGGGUAAGACGAGAUCAUAGUUCUUCCUUUUCUUAUCUCCCCAGUUUAUCACCAGGGGGCGAGCUUGACAUUCCCUUUAUUUUUGUCACCACCUACUAUUUUGAGGCCUCCAGUUUUCAGUGGACCUGAAGGCUUGCUCUGUGAAUGCAGGUUUGUGACCUUCAUCAGGCCACCAGCUUCUCAGGUUGGGAAGAGACUUUUUCCCGGAGAAGACAUUGCGGAAUGUGAGUUUAUUGCUAAAAUGCGAAGUAGCUUUUGUUGUGUUUAAAAGAAGCUGUAGACCAACAAAGUUGAAAAGAUGCUCAGCAUCAGUAGUCAUUAGGAAAAUGCCACUCCCAAACACAGAGACAGUUCCCUGUGUCCAGAAAGACGAAGCCAAGACCUUGGAUUAUUGUCUGCUAGGAUUACUGUCAAAACAACAAAACGCAGGGCUGGAGUGAUAGCA